Messenger RNA from Cottoperca gobio, 2167 nucleotides. RefSeq names its product retinol dehydrogenase 13-like. The record is from RefSeq and is a predicted model, not a curated record. The coding region runs from base 191 to 1180 and encodes 329 amino acids. NCBI's taxonomy places the organism in Eukaryota, Metazoa, Chordata, Actinopteri, Perciformes, Bovichtidae. The transcript is spliced from 7 exons.
GCCCCACUGGAAUCGUCUUUACAUGAUGGAGAAGCGAGAAACACUCCUUUACUUUUGUUUUUUGACACCAUUUGACGUUACACCAAUGAAUUGCGUAGUCUUAGUCUAAACGGAUUGUUUAUUUUGACUUUACUUUUGUGAUAAUCGCCCACUAAAGCUUGUAGUUGGUUGAUAAAUAACAGGUUUAAAUAUGCAAAACUACGCAGACAAUAUCAGGGACUUUGCAGAGAGGCACGCGAGUGGUCUUGCUGUUGCUUUUGUUGCAGGGGCAGGCGUACUGGCCUUGCGCAGGUGGAUGGCUGGGGGGGUGUGUCGGAGCAAGGUCAGGCUGGAUGGGAAAACAGUCCUGAUCACAGGAGCCAACUGUGGCAUUGGGAAGGAGACGGCCCUGGAUAUGGCCCAGCGAGGAGCCAGAGUGAUCCUAGCUUGCAGAGACAUGACAAGAGCCCGCAUAGCAGCGGACGAGAUCCGGCAGGAGAGCGGAAACGGCAACGUGGUGGUAAAGAAACUGGACCUGGCCUCGCUGCAGUCUGUCAGGGACCUGGCCAAAGAUGUCCAGGACAAUGAGGAACGUUUGGACAUCCUCAUCAACAAUGCAGGUAUCAUGUUGUGUCCUAAGUGGAAUACAGAGGAUGGCUUUGAAAUGCAGUUUGGUGUCAACCACCUGGGACAUUUCCUCCUCACCAACUGUCUUCUUGACCUGCUGAAGAAGUCAACUCCAAGUCGCAUUGUCACCGUCUCCAGCCUGGCACACGAGAAGGGCCACAUUCAAUUUAAUGACAUCAACUCUGACAUAGAAUACGAACGUGAGAAGAGCUACCGCCAAAGCAAGCUGGCCAACGUGCUCUUCAGCAGAGAACUGGCUUCCAGACUGAAAGACACGGGUGUGACGGUGUACUGUCUUCACCCCGGGGUCAUCCGCACCGAAUUAGGCCGCCACUUGUUCCCUACUUUAGCUCUGUGGCAGAGGAUCUUAGCCACAUUUAUUUUAAUGUGGUUUAAAAGUCCCUGGCAAGGAGCUCAGACCACCAUCUACUGCGCUGUGGACGAGAGCCUGGAACACGUCAGUGGCCUCUACUACAGUGACUGUGCCCCCAAACAGCCGGCACCCCAGGCCCUGAAUGAUGCUGCAGCCAAGAAGCUGUGGGACCUCAGUGCCUCCAUGGUUGGUCUGGCUUAAACACAACAAGCUCUCCUGCUUUUAUCACCUACUCCUCCCUGCUGAGGUCAGCGCCCUGUUGACACAGGUGAAUAAAUCACUGCUAAUGAGUAUUUAUAUCUAACGGGGAAGGGCAUUACGUUAAUAAUGAGGAUUUGUACGUUUUCAGACCUAAAACAUUUGAGUACAACAAGUUGCACUAUCUAAUCUCACAGUCAGUUGAUUGGAUUGAUACCCUUAAGUGUGUCCUCUUUAGACUUCAGACUCUGCAUUAUGAUGUGUGCUUUGUUGUAUAUGAAUGGUAUGCUGCUAUCUGAUGCAAUACUUGCUUUUAAAUCUAACACCUUGCUGGACUUUUGUUUGCAUUUCAAUGAGCAAUUAACUUUUUUACAUGUAGCUUUUAUUUUUAAAUGGAAUACCAAAAUGCUUAUGGGACAAACAGGCUUGCAUUUUUCUUCAUCUUGUGAUUUAUGAUGUACCAGGAGAUGAUUUAUGAUGUACUUAUACGACUUCAAUCUGCUGCUUUUAUUCAUGGCAUAGAACAAUAACUGCAAACAUACAGUGAAAUGAUUGUAUAUCAACCUCAUUGCCUAAAAUGUAUAAAGAAAUGUAAGGCAAAAAUACAUUUUCCUAAGAAGUGCAAAAAAAGAUGACUGCAUAUGUGCGUAGAUUUGAGGUUGACUGUGUUGAAGUGUUGCACUGACGCUGAAAAGUGACCUUACAGUAAGUUUCUGUUGACGGAGGUGAAGAGAUUGUUCAGAGCAGAUAGAGUCCUCCACCAGGUGCAGAGAGGGAGUGGACGCCUCAGGGGCGGAGAGCAUAGUGUGUGUGUGUGUGUGUGUGUGUGCGUGUGCGUGUGUGUGUGUGCUGUUAUUUGUUGUAUCAUGAUUUGUUGCUUUUGUUCUUUGAAGUGGGAAUCGAAGCGUGUGUCUAACUCAAAAUGAAGUGACCAACAGGGAACCAUCAACAAUGUAAAGCUUUUGGCAAUAAAUGACUGAUUUAAACUGA